AUGCUGGACUCGCACCGCCUCACUGCGGCCUUGGUUGCCAGCUUGACGCUCUUCCCUGGCUUGUCUGAUGCAUUCUGGCGUCUGCCUUGUCGUGGACGCAGCGGUGUUGCCCGCCUGGAUCCUAUUGUGGACCCCAAUUCGAUUUCGAACCAUGUGCAUGUCAUUCAUGGAUCCGGAAGCUUCGGUAUGAGUUCGGAUCAAAACUCUUUGCUGGAAUCCGACUGCACAUCCUGCGCUGUGACGCAGGACAAGUCCGCUUAUUGGACUCCCGCGCUCUACUUCAUGCACGCCAAUGGCAGUGCCGAGAUGGUGGAGCAAGUGGGUGGUAUGCUUGCAUACUACCUUCAGUACGGCGAGGAUAUCAAGGCUUUCCCGGACAACUUCCGUAUGCUGGCUGGUGACCCUUACCAACGCAACUUCACCUGGCCAGUGCCUGACCCCCCCAAAUCGUCCUGGUCUGGCGAUGCCAUCUCGCAGGCGGCUCUGCGCCAGAAAGCGCUCGGUUUCAACUGCUUGCACUACCAGUCUGACCCCGAGGCCUCCCUCGCGCGCCACUUUUUGCCCGACAAGAAAUUUCUCGAUGAGCACUGUACCGACGGUAUUCGUCUGGAGCUCUUGUUCCCUUCGUGCUGGAAUGGCGAAGAUGUCGAUUCUGACGAUCACCGAUCACACGUCGCAUACCCCAGCCUUGGCAACGGCGGUUUCUGUCCUGAGGGAUACGAGACUCGCCUGGCGACUCUGUUCUUCGAGACAAUCUGGAACACCUACGCUUUCAAGGACCAAGAUGGAUACUUUGCUCUGUCCAACGGCGACCCCACUGGAUAUGGAUACCAUGGUGACUUUAUGAACGGCUGGGAGAGUGGUGUGCUUCAAGAGGCCCUGGACACCUGUACCGACCCUUCCGGCGAGAUUGAGGCUUGCGGCGUCUUUAACAUCCAGAGUGACGCCGAUCAAAAUAAGUGUCAGAUUGACGUGCCCCACACCAUUGCCCAUGAAAGGGUCAUGAUGCACGACGACGGCAUUCCCGGCCCGAUGAAGAUCUCCUGGGGACCCGAAUAUGCCGCGAUGCACAAGAAUCCCUCGGCACCGCCUGCCUCCUUCUCCGCCACGCUGGAAGUCAGUCUUCCGACCAUUGCCGUCGAGCCUUCGGUCUCGCUCGGAGAGUCGAUCAAUGUUGGCAAUGUGCUGGGUCACGCCGACGCCAUCAAGACUGCCGCACCCGAGACCAGCACCGCUGCUGCUGCUGCCGAUGCUGCCGUGGUGACUUCUCUUUCUGUGCCCACCUCUUCACCCACGCCCACGCCCACGCCCACCUCCUCCGUCGUGGUGGACGCAUACCCCGAGAUGAUCAUCUAUGUCCAGCAGGAGAUCGUCGUCGUUCUUGGUGACAACGGUGUCCCGGUCACCACGACCAAGGGUGCCCUGCGCACGGUGUCUACCACCCUCACCACUGCCGUGGAGACGUCCACCGUGGUUUCAUACAUUGCCAAGAGAGAGGCUCGCCCGCCCACGCUGCAGGAGCCCGACAUCCAAGUCGAGGUCCUUCUGGGCAGUGCGCACAACCACCACCACAACCACGCCCACAAGGGACACGGUCACUAG
This is a messenger RNA of Penicillium oxalicum, 1602 nucleotides long. Its product is annotated as DUF1996 domain-containing protein. The transcript is spliced from 3 exons. Bases 1 to 1602 code for a protein of 533 amino acids. The record is from RefSeq and is a predicted model, not a curated record. NCBI's taxonomy places the organism in Eukaryota, Fungi, Ascomycota, Eurotiomycetes, Eurotiales, Aspergillaceae.